AUGCUCUGUGCUAUUCACGGUUAUAUCUGCUGGGAGGCCAUCUCUGGAAAACCGCUUGGCACACUACUCAGGAAAUCCUUGCCAAAAGCUAGUGUUGAUACCAAAUUCUAUAGAGUACCAUUAGAAUACAAUAGUCUCGAAACCGAUGAGGUCAACUUACCAUCGGACCAUAUCUUCACUCUUUAA
Molecule: messenger RNA, 186 nt
Organism: Sclerotinia sclerotiorum 1980 UF-70
Lineage: Eukaryota; Fungi; Ascomycota; Leotiomycetes; Helotiales; Sclerotiniaceae
Exons: 1
Coding region: 1-186 (61 amino acids)
Source: RefSeq, a predicted model, not a curated record